Suillus discolor is the source of this 660-nucleotide messenger RNA. Its product is annotated as kinase-like domain-containing protein. Gene Ontology annotation, cellular component: cytoplasm. Lineage: Eukaryota; Fungi; Basidiomycota; Agaricomycetes; Boletales; Suillaceae. The annotation marks the transcript as partial. The transcript has 5 exons. The record is from RefSeq and is a predicted model, not a curated record. Gene Ontology annotation, biological process: protein phosphorylation; signal transduction. Gene Ontology annotation, molecular function: ATP binding; protein kinase activity.
AAACUAAUGGAUAAAGUAUCAUCUUGGGCGCAACUACUUCACAGGAACGUUUUGCCACUAUAUGGAAUUGCGCACGGUUUUGGGCACUUUCCGUCACUAGUGACGCCUUGGGUGAACGAGGGGUCGUUGAAUGACUACAUCGCUAAUCAUCAUUUGUCACUGGGAGGCAAGUUGGAUCUCGCCAAACAGGUAGUAGCUGGGCUUGGUUAUCUACACGCUCAUUCUAUUGUACACGGAGAUAUAUCUGGACUCAAUAUCCUGGUGGACCAUGAAGGUAGAGCACAAUUAUGUGACUUCGGAAUCAUGUCGUUGCUCGCAGAAAUUCCAUCUUCGCCACAGCCAUCUGGGGGUAUCCGCUCUGCGGUGCGAUGGACCGAUCCUCAGUUAUUCGAUGUCCAAAAAGGCGAAAUCAAUCUAAGCAUCCCAACGGAGCAGACUGAUAUCUAUUCAAUAGGCAGUGUUCUCCUACAGUUGCUCACGGGAUCAAUACCUUACUACGAUAUCAAGGAUAACAUCCGUGUCCUUAUAUUAUCUUCGAGAGGCGUAAAACCCAAAUGUCCUCCGGAAACGAACCUCACUAGUGCACAGUGGAAUUUUAUUCAAAGAUGUUGGUCUCCUCGCGGACUUGCCAGUCGUCCAACUAUCGAGGAAAUAGAAGAA